Molecule: messenger RNA, 5210 nt
Organism: Onychostoma macrolepis
Lineage: Eukaryota; Metazoa; Chordata; Actinopteri; Cypriniformes; Cyprinidae
Gene: kif5ab
Product: kinesin family member 5A, b
Exons: 29
Coding region: 317-3346 (1009 amino acids)
Biological process (GO): microtubule-based movement
Molecular function (GO): microtubule motor activity; microtubule binding; ATP binding
Source: RefSeq, a predicted model, not a curated record
UCCGUAUCCCUGCAGCAUCACGCUGCACUUCUGCAGCACUAACACUCACAACACAACCUCGAGAGAGCGAUGCACAGAAGCACUCUUUACUUUACUAUCAUCCGCUCGCCUCGCGGACUUUAACGACGGAUUCGACUCGCAAGAUGCUUUGAUUCGCCGCAGAUUCAUUUGAGACGUCAUCAAACGGAUCAUUCAUCCUGAUUGUUUCGCCUGUCUAUAAACGCCAUUCAUCUACAGAGGAGCGCGCGAGUUAUUCAUAGAUCAGAAGAGAAACGCAUUGUUGUAUCUGAAGGCGGCUUUAGUGCAGCAUCGCAGGAUGGCUGAUGUCAGCGCAGAAUGCAACAUCAGGGUUUUGUGUCGCUUCAGACCCCUGAACCACUCCGAAAUCCUCCGAGGGGACAAAUAUAUCCCCACAUUUCAAGCAGAUGACACUGUCAUCAUCGGGGGGAAGCCGUAUGUUUUUGACAAAGUCUUUCCCACGAAUUGCACACAGGAGCAGGUGUACAACACCUGCGCCAAACAGAUUGUCAAAGAUGUUCUGGGCGGUUAUAACGGCACCAUCUUUGCGUACGGACAGACGUCAUCUGGUAAAACCUACACUAUGGAGGGAAAACUGCACGAUCCUGAUGGAAGGGGAAUCAUCCCGAGGAUCGCUGAAGACAUUUUUAACCACAUUUACACCAUGGAUGAAAACCUUGAGUUCCACAUUAAGGUUUCCUAUUUUGAAAUCUACAUGGAUAAAAUCCGUGACCUACUUGACGUGAGUAAGACAAACCUGUCCGUGCAUGAAGACAAGAACCGAGUUCCCUAUGUGAAGGGCUGUACUGAACGUUUCGUCUCCAGUCCUGAAGAAGUGAUGGAUGUUAUUGAUGAAGGCAAAGCCAACCGCCACGUCGCUGUUACAAAUAUGAAUGAGCACAGCUCCAGGAGCCACAGCAUAUUCCUCAUCAACAUCAAGCAGGAGCACGUGGAGACCGAGCAGAAGCUCUGUGGGAAACUUUACCUGGUGGAUCUGGCCGGGAGCGAGAAGGUGAGUAAGACAGGUGCAGAAGGAGCCGUCCUGGAUGAAGCCAAGAACAUCAACAAGUCUCUGUCCGCGCUGGGGAACGUCAUAUCAGCUCUGGCUGAAGGAACCAAGACCCACGUGCCGUAUCGAGACAGUAAGAUGACGCGGAUCCUGCAGGACUCUCUGGGAGGAAACUGCAGAACCACCAUGUUCAUCUGCUGCUCUCCUUCUGCCUUCAACGACGCCGAGACCAAAUCCACCCUGAUGUUCGGACAACGAGCAAAGACCAUCAAGAACACGGCGUCUGUGAACCUGGAGCUGACAGCAGAGCAGUGGAAGAGGAAAUAUGAGAAAGAGAAGGAGAAGAACAAGAACCUGAAAGAGAACAUCCAGAGACUGGAAGCGGAGCUUAACCACAAACAUAACAGUGAGUCUGUCACGCCGCUGGAUCUCAUGGCUGUGAUUCCUGUCGAAUCUGAUAUCGGUGAAGACGCAGCUUUAGACAAUCAGAACAGCAGCGUGUGUGAGCGAAUCCCAGAGGAACACAAGCUCAAAUAUGAGGAAGAGAUACGCAAACUCUACAAACAGCUCGACGACAAGGACGAUGAGAUUAAUCUACAGUGUCAGCUGGUGGAAAAACUGAAGGAGCAAAUGCUGGAUCAAGAAGAGCUGCUAGCAUCGUCACGUGGAGACGGUGAGCGUGUGCAAUGCGAGUUGAGUCGUCUUCAAGCGAACAGCGACAGCGCGAAGGCCGAGGUGAAGGAGGUUCUGCAGGCGCUGGAGGAACUCGCUCUGAACUACGACCAGAAGAGUCAGGAGGCCGAGGACACGAGGAUCCACAACAAACGCCUCAUCGAGGAGCUGUCGCAUAAAACUUCGGAUCUGAUGUGUUUGGAGGCGGAGUUUUCCCGGCUACAGGAAGUGAGUGGCCAGCAGAGGAAGCGCAUCACUGAGGUGUUAAACACUCUGAUGAAGGACCUCAACGACUUCAGCUUCAUUCUGGGAAACGAAGAUCUCAGACUGCCGUGUGACCUGUCGGGUGUGCUGGAGGAGGAAUACGCUGUCGUGUGUGUGUAUGUGAGCAAAGUCAAAUCUGAGCUGAAGUCGGUGGUGAAACGCUGCAGACAGCUGGAGUCUUUACAGGCCGACUGUCACCGAAAGAUGGAGGAGACCGGCAGAGAACUGUCAUCCUGUCAGCUGCUCAUAUCACAGCAUGAAGCGAAGAUCCGCUCUCUGACUGAAUACAUGCAGAACGUGGAGCUCAAGAAACGGCAGCUGGAGGAAAACUACGACUGUCUGAGUGAAGAACUCGCCAAACUACAGACCGCAGAAAGUGCUCAGGAUAAUCCGCUGGACACAGACGAGUCUGGAAACGGAAAGAAAGCAGACGCUCCGCGUGAGCCGCAGCACAAGCAGCUCGGCCGUCUGCGCGACGACAUCAACCACAAACAGAAGAUCAUCGACGAGCUCAAAGAUGAUAACCAGAGGCUGAGUCUGCAGCUGGGGCAGAUGAGCGUGGAGUUCAGCGUCCUGAAGAAGCGCGAGCAGGAGAAAAGCCGACAGCUGGAGGAGCUCAGAUUUCUGCACGAGCGUCAGGAGCAGACCAGGCAGGACAUGAAGGGUCUGGAGGAGACCGUCGCUCGUGAACUCCAGACGCUCCACAACCUGAGGAAGCUGUUUGUUCAAGACCUGACAGCUCGAGUCAAACGGAGCUCUGAGCUGGAGCUGGACGACAGCGGAGGCUGUUCCACACAGAAACAGAAGAUCUCCUUUCUGGAGAACAACCUGGAUCAGCUUACAAAAGUUCACAAACAGCUGGUUCGUGAUAACGCAGAUCUGCGCUGCGAGCUUCCGAAGCUGGAGAAGCGUCUUCGGUCCACGGCGGAUCGGGUUCGAGCGCUGGAGGACGCGCUGAGAGAAGCCAAAGAAGGAGCGAUGAAGGACCGCCGGCGCUACCAGCAGGAGGUCGAGCGAAUCAAAGACGUCAUGAGGGCCAGAAACGGCUUCCGACGGCCUCAUGCUGCGCUCAUCGCCAAACCGAUUCGCCCAGGACAUUACCCCGCCUCCUUAUCCGUCAAUCACACAUUCCUGCGCAGCAGGGAUCAGCCAAUCACGUUCAGCAAUGCCAUGUUCAGCAGCGCCACUGAAAAACCCCAAACCACACAAACUGAGUCCAGUUUCACCAACAAGACGCUGUCAGAGGACGAGAGACAUGUGAACAAACUCAUCAUCACCAACGGAAAUCCCACAGAUGUGAACGAGAACAGUGUGUGUCACGAUGAGCCAGCAGACCAUCUCCAGCACAAAAACAAGCUUCAAGAGCCGCACGCCACCAGCUAAACACACAGGCGAUCUGUUCUUCUGAAUCCUCCUCUGUAUAUUUGCAUGUUGCCUGCAGAUCCAGUGAUGAAUAUGAACCGUCCGCUCACUCUAAUCUGUCAUGUAACCUCAGAUCGUGAAGAUGAAACGCUUCCACUGCGAACGACGCCAUGAGCAGAAGAGUUUAUAUAUGCGAGGUCAAGCAGUCGUCAGCCAACGGCUCGUUCUCAGAAAACAAUGCCAUUUCUACCAGAACAAUUCAAUAAUAUUUUCAUUUAGCAUUUUCUUUGCAAAGGUUUUCAGCAACAAAUGUGGGUUUUCAAUAAACCAUUUUUCACAAGUCUUUACCAAUUACUACCUACAGUACAAUAUCGCUCUUUUUUAACGUAAUAAUUAUUAGGAAUUAGUAAAAACUCCACAGUGAAAGAAUUUAAAUAAUUUAUUUUAAUUUAAUUUAAUAAUUAAAUUAACCUUAACAUUAAUUAAAAAAUAAAGUAUAACAUUAAAUUGUACAUUUAAUUUAAUUUAAAAUUAUAAGUGUUAAAUUUAAUUUACAAUUAAAUUAAAAUGAAUAAUUUUAUUUAAUAAUUCAAUUUAAUUCGAAUAAGCCUUUGUAAUGCAUUAAUAAAUGUGGCCAAAUUAAAUGAUUACAUUUAAUUAUUAAUUUGAUUUCAUUUAGAAUUCAAUAAAAUAAUUUAAUUUAAUAAUUCAAUUUAAUUUGAAUAAUCCUAUACAAUGCAUUGAUAAAUGUGGCCAUGCAUAUUACUAUUCUAAUGAAAAACAAACAUUUAAAAUCAUAAAAUAUCAGUUCUUUAUACGGUAUCGGUAGAAAUUCCUGAAGACACAUAUAUGAUAAAUGGCAGUGUUUCCUAAAAACGACCCAGAAACAGAGCGUAUGGUGGUGUUAGUCAUUGUUGACAUUAAUGUGAUGUUAUUAUGAAAUUCUGUAGCUAUUUUUACGUAGCUGUAACUAUUUUUAUACUCAUAUUUAAAUGACAGAAUAGCUUUUGUGGUCCGGUGUGUUUGGUAUGCGCUUUGACGUUAAAGAUAUUUGACAUUAAAUAUUUAAGUUCAAGUCAGAUGAUAAAAAACGAAACAUAUUAACAAUUCUAAGUAGAUCGGAUUGUUCCUAGAAUCAACAUACCUCAUAAAUGCAGUUGAGAAAUGAUCAACUUUACAAUUGCUAAACGUGUGAUCAGACACAUCAGUCAGUGUGACCUCUGAUCACAUGACCUAGAGUCUGACCUUUGACCUCUCUACAUAUCCUGAUCUGCCAGUCAGGAUGAGACGGAGUCAGACUACGAGAAAAAUAUAGGUAACAAUUUAAAGGUUCUGUAAGUGAUUUUAGCCAUUCUGCACCAUAAAUAAACAAACAAACAAAUAAAUUUUAGCCUAUAUAAAAAUUGUAUUAUAUUUUUUAAAAAUUAUAUGAAAUUUCUAUAUAGGCUUUAAUUAAAGUGUUGCAUUUUACAUCUUAAAAAGUCCAUGAUUCUACAAAGACUUCUCGCAGAGUUUUAAUGGAUUCUCAUGUGGCUGUUUUCUGCGUCUUUUACCAUCGGCCUUCAGCUUCUGCUGGGAAAUAGUUACAUAAGAUCUCAUGCUGUUUCUCGCCUGGUUUUAAAAGAGAUUCUGCGCAUCUCAAGACACAUCUAAAUGUGAAUAACGCUGGUGAGGAUCUGUAUGAUGAAGGACUCAAGGAUGUGUGUUAGAAUCAGUUUUUUGUGGUUGGUUUUUGUAUUGCAUGAUGGACAAACAGGCCUGUCGCAGAACUUGCCGUUAAAAACCUUUCAAUAAAGAGAAUCCAGUCUGUAACACCUGUGUUUUUUGAAUAUAGUUGAUCUGUUGCCUAACUUGCUAUUAAAAAGUUUCAAUAAAGAGAAUCCAG